This is a messenger RNA of Hermetia illucens (black soldier fly), 1517 nucleotides long. Its product is annotated as N-acetylglucosamine-6-phosphate deacetylase. The transcript is spliced from 5 exons. Gene Ontology annotation, molecular function: N-acetylglucosamine-6-phosphate deacetylase activity. Gene Ontology annotation, biological process: N-acetylglucosamine catabolic process. The coding region runs from base 179 to 1372 and encodes 397 amino acids. NCBI's taxonomy places the organism in Eukaryota, Metazoa, Arthropoda, Insecta, Diptera, Stratiomyidae. The record is from RefSeq and is a predicted model, not a curated record.
AUUUUUCACAAGCUGGAACAGUCGAUCAGCUGUUGUGUGUCAUAGAAGGCGAGUUGGAGGUGUUUGUACUCGUUACCGUGGUUUAGUGUACCGAAUUGCGAUAGCCACAGUGAAAUGUUUAGUUAAUAACAAAAAUUAAGUUAGCUCGCUUGUGCCUUAACGAAAAACUGAUGCAAAGAUGGGGUCAUCCGUUUUAAUCCAGUUUCGAAAUUGCCGUCUCGUCAGAAACCAUGGUCUGGUCGUUGAUGAUUUGUGGGUUCGAGACGGAAAGAUAAUAAAUCCCGAAAGUGUUUUCUUCGAUGAGCGCCGACAGGCGGACGUCCAGAUAGAUUGCAAGAAUGCAAUAAUCGCUCCCGGCUUCAUCGAUCUGCAGAUAAAUGGUGGCUAUGGAGUGGACUUUUCUUAUGACAUCGACACCGUCGAGUCCGGUAUAAACAAAGUUGCAAAAGAGCUACUGUCGCAUGGUGUAACAUCUUUUUGUCCAACAAUCGUAACAUCACCAUCAAGCACAUACCACAAAGUUUUACCUAAAAUUAAAAAGCGUGCUGGUGAUAGAAAUGGUGCUACUAUUUUAGGAGUUCAUUUGGAAGGUCCAUUCAUUAGUCGAGAGAAAAAGGGCGCACAUCCUAUGGAGUUGAUUCGUGAUUUGGAGAAGGGGAUGGAUAAUAUUGAGGAAAUGUAUGGUAAUCUGGACGAUGUGGCAAUCAUAACACUUGCUCCUGAAAAAGAGCAUUCGUGUCAAGUCAUUCAAUCACUGGUACAACGUGGAAUAACGGUAUCUAUUGGACAUUCCACAGGGAAUUUACUCGAUGGGGAAAAAGCAGUUAAUAAAGGAGCAAGACUGAUCACUCAUUUAUUCAAUGCAAUGCUGCCGUUUCAUCACAGAGACCCUGGUCUUGUUGGCCUCUUAGCAUCUGAUAACAUUCCAGUUGGGCAAACUGUUUAUUUUGGAAUAAUUGCCGAUGGGGUUCACACGCAUCCUGCCGCACUUCGGAUUGCACACAGAACCCAUCCCGAUGGUUUGGUCAUAGUGACCGAUGCUAUUUCAGCAAUGGGUUUGGAAGAGGGGUUUCAUCAUAUUGGACAAUUUGAUAUGGAGGUUAGAAAUCAUAAAGCGUACAUUGCCGGAACGGAGACUUUAUGCGGAAGUAUAGCGUCAAUGGAUGAAUGCAUUAAGAUACUCAAAAAAUCAACGAAUUGCAGUUCCGUGUUCGCUUUGGAAGCGGCAUCACUUCAUCCUGCCAAAUGUUUAGGCAUUUCAGAUAAAAAGGGUACACUUGAUUUCGGAACAGACGCUGACUUUGUAUUUUUGGAUGACAAAUUAAACGUUCUAUCCACAUGGAUAGCCGGAGAAUGUGUAUACAAUCGAUAGUAAACCUCAUUAGAACUGGGAUGUAAAGCAAAUUAGUUUGUAAACUUCCAGAGAAAGCCCAAUCUAUUUUAUAAUAAUAAUGAAGAAAGAUACAUUCAGUUCAUCAAUUAUACAAAAUAUAUAUAUAUUUUAUACUUGAAGCAAA